Aricia agestis (brown argus) is the source of this 1904-nucleotide messenger RNA. RefSeq lists its product as uncharacterized. NCBI's taxonomy places the organism in Eukaryota, Metazoa, Arthropoda, Insecta, Lepidoptera, Lycaenidae. The transcript is spliced from 6 exons. The record is from RefSeq and is a predicted model, not a curated record. Bases 1 to 1086 code for a protein of 361 amino acids.
AUGCGCGCGCGCCGCGGCCGGGAGCUCCACGCUGAGCCACACGACCUCCGCGCCGCUCUCAGUGCACCAGUCGUCGCGGGCUCGCGCACACACGCCGCGCCGCACCGCUAUCAGUACUCCGCCGCCCCGGGAGCCCCGCCCGUCGCCUAUAGCUCGAUCCCUCCGAUACACAUCAUAUUUGUUGUAGAAAUAUUCACACUCCCGGGCACGUUUCAGGAGAAGUUUAUUAGUAGGUGUAAGAUGAUCAGAGAUGUAGACGGUGGAGGCCGGCCCAUGCAGGCCCAGGUCGGCGGUGGAGAUGGUGCGGCGGGCGCGCGCCGCCGCCAGCAGCUGGUCCUUACGGCGCCGUUGUGUGAACCGCACGAUGAUAGCAGGAUGCCUCGGGGCUUGUUUACGAUGCUGAUACUAGUAGUGGGCGUGGCGUGGCUGGCGGCUACGGCGGGGGCGGCGGCGGCGGAGGGGGCGGAGGGCGGCGACGGGACGGCCGCGGCGGGUGGUGGGGGCGAGGCGCGGGCGGCGGGCACCCCCGAGGUGGUGCUGCAGCUGAAGUACGACGGGGGGGAGCUGGACCGCAUCCUGCUGACGCAGUAUCGUGCCCCGCCCCCCGCCGCCGCCGCGACGCCCGCACUCGCCGCGCGCGCCUCCGUCUGCGCGGACCUGUGCUUUGCAGGUCUGGGCGGUCGGUCAUGCGGGCGGUCGUGCCCCAAGCUGCUGCCGGUGGGGCUGAAGAUGGCGCUGGAGGCGGAGAACGCCACCGCCGCGCCGCUCGGCGCGCCGCGCACCGCCGUCUGCCCUGUGCUCUGUGCUAACAACCUCGGUGAGCCGCUGUGCAACUGCGGCGAGUCGGCGGCGACGGCGGGAGUGGACUGGACCGCCGUCUGCGCCGUGUUCUGCGACACCGACCACUACGAACUCGGCGGUUGCGGGUCGUGCGAGGAGAGCAGCACGGCGCGCAGCGUGCAGGUGCAGAUGCUGCAGGCGCGGCUGCUGAGCACGGCGGAGGGCUGGCAGUCCUGGUGCAACGUGCAGUGCCGCCAGGGCCAGGGAGGCGCCGCCUGCAACUGCGACCGCGCGCCCUUCCAGUAGACGUCGCCGAGCUCGCGACGUCCUGGCCUCGCCGGGCGGUAUACCGGCUAUAUAUUCUAGAGGCUGCGCUGUCGCUUGCAAUGUGCUAUUCCGGCGUUAGCAUUACUAUAAUAUUUUUAUAAUACGUAAAGUUACAUUUUGUUUAAAUUGUUUAGUACAAUUAGUAAUAUUUAUUGGAUAUACUUAUUAACAAUUGGAUGUUACGACUCUACAAUGUCAUUUAGCACCCUUACUAAUAACAGUAUUUAGAGAGCUGCAACUACACAUUGUCCGCAGUCUUUGUCUGAUACAGGAUAGAAGAUGAUUUUUAGUUAUUAGCUUUGUGUACAUUUUAUUAGUAAAGACUAAGGGGGUAGGCGCAAACUUUUUCCGCGUAUAACGUGGUAGAGAUCGACGAAGUUUUUCUCGUUUGUUUUCUUUUAUUUGUAUUGUUAUCUUAAAUUGAUUUCAAGUUAUCGGUGUAACUAUUUGUAGUAUUAAAAUGACGUAGCCGAGUGUGAGUUUUAUCUUCAAUAUAUAUUUUUAAUAUCUUAUUAGAUAUUCGAUAAAUAUUUUACAAAAUCAUUUUAAAGAAUAAAAAUCACGCUCGGUCGGUACUAGAGAAUAUUAAUUACUUUAAGAGUUGCUGACAUCAUAAAGGUCACAGUAAUAUAUUAUUAUCUAGCGGUAGGAGAAUAAUAUAAUAAAAAUAACAUAAUUAGUAAAAUGUACAUAAGAAACGGAAGCUCUGUGCAAACGACAAUACGAGGAGUAGCGGUAUCGGUAAGACGUAGAGGUAGACUUUUUAUUUUAUAUUUAAUUAAAUUGUUUUAAUUUGG